AUGGACAGGGAUGCGAUAAAGAAGGCCCAACAGGCCUCCAGAACGGCGUUUCUUAAAAAACAGUCGAAACUGCAAAGCAAAACCUCUUCGGCUGUUUUGGAAGAAAGGAUCAAGGAUAUUGAGCAGGGUGUGGUCCCACAAUCCCUGGUGGAGGCAGAUUUCCUGCUAAAAAGAGCCGAACAGGUGCGCGCAGCGCAGGGGCUCCUUCAGACAGCCACCCACCGCCAUGAGAUGGCGGAUAACACGGCCAUUCAGAGCACUAAAGAUCUUCCAAGCCUAUCGGGAGACACUGUGUUUGGCGACCGUCUAGGAAUUUCGGAGGAUGUGCUACCGCCGUAUACGCGAGAUGUGAAGGAUGGGGCCGGGUCGGACGCUGUCGGCAGUGGAUUUGUGGCUAUGGACAGUGAGACGAUCGAGCGGCGUGUGAAGGCGCAUGAAUACGUGCCUGAAAAAAGCAUCGAUGAAAUCGAGAGGGAUCGGGUCGCGAGCCUUCAACAACGACAUGAGUUACUCCAGGCGCAGCGCCGCUCGCUGCCGAUCUACGGUGUUCGAGCGGAGUUGCUCCAACUGAUCAAAGAUAACCAAGUGGUCGUGCUUGUUGGGGAGACCGGAUCGGGGAAAAGCACCCAGCUCCUCCAGUAUCUCUACGAGGAGGGUUUUCACCUGCUGUCAAGGACGGAAAGGCGCUCGACGGAGGCCGUCUCCCGCCCGGAUCCCGAGAACUCGGCGAAGGAGGACCGCGGAGACGAAGACGAAGCCGAAGACGACGACGAAGGGGAUGAGCUGCGGUUGAUCUGCACCCAGCCCCGGCGUAUCGCGGCGAUGAGCGUCGCGGAGCGCGUCGCGCAAGAGGUGGGCUGCUCCUGCGGUAGCGUCGUCGGCUAUCGGGUUCGCUUUGAUGACCGCUCCAGCUCCCUCACUCGGAUUCUUUUUGUUACGGAUGGGAUGAUGCUGAAUGAGUUCACGAAGGACCCCAACCUGGAGUCCGUCGCGGCGAUCAUGAUCGAUGAGGCGCACGAGCGCUCGCUCAGUACGGAUAUUCUUUUGGGGUUGUUAAGAGAUGUUGUUCGUCGAAACCCGCACAUUCGGGUGAUUGUGGCAAGCGCCACGAUCAAUGCGGAAAAGUUCAGCAACUUUUUCAAUAAGGCGCCGAUUUUAAACGUCAAGGGGCGCACCUUCGCCGUGGACGUGUUCUACGUCGACGUACCGAUCACGGAUUACGUCAGUGAGUCCGCGCAAACCGCCCUGAGCCUGCACCUGACGAAGCCGCUACCGGGGGAUAUUCUUAUCUUUCUGCCCGGGCAAGACGCGAUCGAGAGCUGCGCGGAAAUCCUCCGUCAGAACUUAGCGGAAUCCCAAGGAACGAUGCGACCUCUGCUCAUUUUGCCCAUUUAUUCCGCCAUGCCGCCGAAGGAGCAGGCGCGGAUCUACACCCCCACCCCUCCUGGUGCGCGAAAAGUCGUCAUCGCGACCAACAUCGCGGAGACGUCGAUCACGAUUGACGGGAUCGUCUACGUCGUGGAUUGCGGGUUGUGCAAGCAGGAUUACUACAACGCGCGCGCGAUGGUGGAGGAGCUGCGGGUGGUGCCCACCUCGCAGGCGAGCGCGCAGCAACGCGCCGGGCGCGCCGGGCGAACGCAACGAGGGGAGUGUUUUCGUCUCUACACCCCAUAUACCUUUCGAAACGAACUCCUGGAGGAGACGACGCCGGAGAUCCUACGCGCCUCCAUGAGUGCGGUGGUUCUGCAGCUCAAGGCAAUCGGGGUGGAUAACCUGCUUCAGUUCGAUUUUGUCGAUCCGCCGUCGACGGAGUCGCUCGAGCGAGCCCUCGAUCAGCUUUACCUCCUCGGCGCGAUGAAAGCGGAUGGGAGGCUGACCGUUACGGGGCGUCGGAUGUCGGAGUUCCCGCUCGAACCCCCUUUGAGCAAGGCGCUUCUUCGCGCGUGUGGGCUUCGUUGCGGGCGGCAUAUGGCGAUGGCCGCCGCGAUGCUUUCCAUCGACUCCAUCUUUCUCACCUCACGCGAUCCGCAGGAGCGGCAGCUCGUGGAGAGCGCGAAAGGGGAGCUCUUCGCCUUCGGAAACGGCGACGUCGCCGGGUACGUCCGGGUGAUGGAGGAGUGGCUGCGGGCGGGGCCUCAGGCAGGGGAGUUCUGCCGCGUGCAUGGCAUCCACCCCCGUUCCCUGCUUCGCGCACGGGAUGUGCUCGAUCAGAUCUUGAAGAUCUACGACCGGAUCGGGCUCGAUCUCAAGGAGGACGAUUCCAACGAGAGGCAUCCUACGACCCUUGCCGCUCCGGAGGCGCGAGGCGCGACGGAAGGGCUUUAUCCAAGUGGCCGCAUGAUUAACACCGAGGCACUCACGAAGGCGCUUCUUUCCGGAUUUUUCUUCAACGUGGCAAAGAUGGGGUUAGAUAAGCGCACCUAUACCAUCGUCCGGCCGAUCCACACCGGGGGAUCGUCGUACGGAGCCAGCCUCGAUGACGACGCCUGCACGACGGAAAUUCAUCCAAACAGCUUUUUGUUUCGUUCUGGGAUGAAGGCCUUGCCGAAUAAGGGUCUUGCCGCAAUGAUGCAGAGCAAAGAAACUUCUAACGGCGCGGAUGUGGACUUGAGGAUCCCGCAGGUGCUUCGAGAGCGUCCGUCAUUGGUGGUUUUUACGCAGCUACGUCGCACAACCAAACGGUAUAUGAUGCAUCUCACUGCUAUCGAGUCGGUCGACAUGAUCCUCGAAAUGUCGCCGUUGAACUAUUUCACUAGAGAGGAGCUGGAGACUAAAAUGCGCAAAAGAUUGAGGGAAUGA
Messenger RNA from Phytomonas sp. EM1, 2799 nucleotides. The record is from the annotation of a GenBank genome assembly. NCBI's taxonomy places the organism in Eukaryota, Euglenozoa, Kinetoplastea, Trypanosomatida, Trypanosomatidae.